GGUUAUUACUUUUCAUCUAUUUUUAUUAUUAUUAUAGUUAUUUUUGUUCAUAUUGUAUUUUUAUGGAGUCUUUCAAGGGGGCCCUGGCAGCUGGGGACCUAGGCCUUCUUUGCCUAAUGGGUAAGUCCGCCCCUGGAAAGAGCGUCUUUAGCGUCUGCUAAUGAGCUAAUUCUUUUUAUUGUUGUUAUUACGUGUGCUGGCCACCAUGUGGCGCCCUUCACACAACGACCACGAUCGAUCACACAAACACAGCUACAGGUGCACCUGUCUCUCCGUCCAAGCUGUCUUUCUCGCUAUUUUCCUCCCCUUACUUUAUAUGUCCCAAUGUCUGUCUGAAUCCCCUGCCUGUCUGUUUGCCAUUCUCUCAGUCAUGCCAGUGUCUUCUUGCUGCUUCGGAGAAGAUCGUAUCUUACCGCCCCUCCCGAACAUGACGUAAGCGUGGUAACUCCUCCUUCAGCUAAAACUUUCAAACAGGUUGUAUCCAGACUCACUGCAGAGCCCGGGGAUACCGGACGAAUAACGGACCGGCAGUAGCGAUGACAUGGAGAGGAGAGUUGUAAGAGCUCUGGAUAUGACUCAAAUUACCUUGUUUUAUGCAAACUUGUCUGGACUGUACCUAACUUGUACAACACCCAUUUAUAACGGUAGACCAACACUUCAGUGAGAAUUAUUGUUUGAGGCUCACAUGGUUGUACGCUACGGACAACAUACUAUCGAUCAGAUUAACGUUUAUUGUAUGGAAACAAUGUGGAAACUAAUCAGAGACAUUUGUCGAGCGAAUGGAUGUUUAUUUUUGGAACGAUAGGCUACAUGUUGGAUUGAAACUUCGGUCGGAUUUUUGAAGGGAAACGUGCUUCAAGUCUUGGAAUAGGCAAAGUGUUAAAGAGAUUCUGGUUUUCUGCCAUUGCAUCAAUGCUGUCAGGAUGAUAAAAGUGUAGCUUUGCUCAAGUUCGUUUUUUAUUUUUAUGUCGUUUAUAUAGGCUAGUAGUAGGCUGUACUCUUUAAGCAGUAUUUUGUUUGUAAACGUGUUUCGUUCGUUUUUAAGUGACGAGCACAACACUUCUCUUUGCGAGGGGGCGCUUACAUUAACCAUACAUUUGAGAUUUGAGAAAUUACAGCCACGGGGUGUUUACUAUAAACACCAUAAUGAUCCCGGAGGAGAGGAGCGGUGGAUCUAAACAAGCUUUCAACUUCCCCGUGGAUUUAUUGAUCCGCUCGCCUAAGAAACGCUUGGAUAAACUGGGCAGGAAACACAGUAAUGGAUCCUUACAGUCUAACUCCUCAGACCAGACGACCCACUCAGCGGAGAGCGCCCCAGUCAGGCAACCCGCCAAGAACAAGAUCCGUCGCCACAACAACCGUCUGUCCACCGUGUUUACCCGCAGCCCCAACCUGCGUGAGGAGCGCGCUGCGCUGCCCGCAGGCCGGGGGGGUAACUGCGGCCAGCAGGACAACCCUGCAGAGCUGUCCAGCCAGGAGUCAGCGCCCGGGAUCCUCAAGGUGUUCGGCAGCGACAUCAGCCAGGGAGCCAAUUACAAGAGCGUGCUGGCCACCCCUCAGUCCAGCUCCCUGGGGCUGGUGAAGGAAGCUCUGGAACGGUACUGUCUGGAGAAGGAGGAUCCUAGCGGAUACGUGCUCUGCGAUGUGAUUGGCCAGACGGGAGCCGACCACCUGUGGAGGACGGAGUGCUUCCGGGUCGUGGGCGACCACGAGAAGCCCCUCCUGCUGCAGUCGCUAUGGAAACCCAAAGAAGGAUUCUCCCGCCGGUUUGAGAUCCAGAAGAGGGUGAGCGUGGAGGAGCAUGUUGCCAAGGAGACGGACACGGUGACAGCAGGUAUCAACGCCCAGGCCCGGAAACUGCAGAGGGGUCGGUCACGGGUCACCUCCCUCUUCGUGGCCGGUACUGGCUCUGGGGCAGGGGAUGACCCAGCGUGCCUCUGGAGGAGUCUGAGUGACAUGGACCUGUCCUCCAUGGUGCGCGACGCUGCCCAGGCCCAGCAGGAGUCCAGCAGGACCCAGGCCCAGGCCCGGGGCGCUCUGCUGAAGGAGGACCCAGAGUUGGAGGCUGACAAGGAAGCUCUGGGCCUAGAGAGGGAGGAAACAGAGAGCAGUGAUGACCUCACCACCCAGUACUCCAUCCACCCGCCCUUCGACUUCCCCUACUUCCUCCUGCUGCAGGGCUACAACCACAGACAAGACUUUGUCCUCUACCUGUUGGGGUCCUCCUCCACCAUCUUCGGCUGCUGUCGGGAGCACAGCGAGGGGGAGGACGAGGAGAGGUUAAAGGUCGACAUCCUGCUCUUCGCCCCCGACAUCCUGCCCCAGCACUGCCUGGUUCGACGCCCGGACCGUACCACGUCCCAGCGGGGGUGCCUGCUGAGACCCCUGCACGGAGCCCCUGUCUCCCGGAAUGGUGUGGCCCUGAGAGGGGAGGAGCAGCUGUGCUGUGGGGACCUGGUGGGGCUGGGGAACCACUACUUCUUCAUCUUCAAAGACCCCUCGUCCUCCUCCUCCUCCCUCCCCCACACCCUACCCUGGCUCCCCCAGCUGGGCCCUCCCCUCCAAGGAGGCGUGGCCUCCUCCUGUCAAUCAUGUGGCUCCUCCCUCCCCAUGAGAGGAAACAGGAAGUGGACCCCUCCUUGCUGGACUGGUCCAGAGGGCGUGGCCCUCUCGCUGGCCUAUCAGGAGAGCCAGGAGGAGCGAGUCCUGGAGGAGGUGAUGGCAAUGGCGGACGGCGGGGGAGAUGACCCCCGUCUGACCCCUGCCUUCCUGCUGUGUGUUCUGAUCCAGAACUCUGCCUCCAGCUGCCCCCUGACUCACCUGCAGGCUCUGCUGCCCCGCCUCGCCGCCCUCAUACACACCUGCGUAUGGGAGAAGACCAAGCAGCUAGCAGCCAUGCAAACAGAACUCAGCCCCGGUGUGGACCCUGAGCAGGACGUGUCGCUGCAGGAUCUGACCCCAGGUCUGCGGCCCCUGGUGCUCUGGAUGGCCAAUGCCCUGGAGCUGCUGCACUUCAUCCAGCUGGAGGUCCCACUACUGCUGCCUCCACAACAGGAGGAGGAUGGUGUGUGGGAGUCCGAGGUGUUGUGUGUGCGGUCCUUGUGUGAGGAGACCAUGACGGCGCUUGAGGAGGUCAUCAUGUUCACCUUCCAGCAGACUGUCUACUACCUCACCAAGGUCAGUAGUGGGGGUAGCUCACCACCUCACCAGGGCUCCAUGGCUGUUAUGAACAGCACCCCCCCUGAUAUCCAGUUUCCCUCUUCUCCUCCCCCUGCCACGGCCCCCCUCAGAAGGGCCCCUGCGGACCCCCCAGCGGCCCCCCAGCCCCGAGGCCCUCAGGGCAGCCUGAGCAGUGGAGCGGGGGCCCGGGCGGUCCUCACCCAGAAGCUACGUAGCCUGGAGCUGCAGAGCUCCUUGCCUGGGUCGGGGAAGAGCCCCCGGAGCAUGGCGCUGGACCCCUCCUGCCUCCUCAACCCCCCCAACACCCCCCAGGGUCUGGAGCGAGGCCCUCUGGAGCGAGACCCUCUGGAGCGAGGCCCUCUGGAGCGAGGCCCUCUGGAGCGAGACCCUCUGGAGCGAGGCCCUCUGGACCGAGGCCCUCUGGAGGCAGGGCUGCAGGAGGGGCCGCGAGGACAGACGCCCACUGUCGGCUGUAGUACCAGGAGGACUGGUGAUGAUGAUGUGUUCAUUGUGGAGCUGCACAGAGGUCCUCACGGUCUGGGCCUUGCAUUGGUGGACGGACUGAAGUGUUCUUUGAGGGUGAGUGGUAUUUACAUCAAGUCAGUGGUUCCAGACUCUCCUGCAGCAGGCUGCCACAGACUGGGACCAGGCGACCGCAUCCUGGCUGUGAACGGUAUCAGCCUGGUGGGCAUGGAGUACCACGUCGGCCGUGAGCUGAUUCGCUCGUCGAGAAAAACUUUGCGACUGUUGGUGGCCAAGACAAUCUCAGCCCCCGGCCUCACCGCAGCCCCCGGCCUCACCGCAGCCCCCGGCCUCACCGCAGCCCCAGGCCUCACCUCAGCCCCAGGCCUCACCUCAGCCCCCGGCCUCACCGCAGCCCCAGGCCUCACCUCAGCCCCAGGCCUCACCUCAGCCCCAGGCAUCACCUCAGCCACUAGGUGCUGAGCUCCAGACCCUGGAAGCCCUCUGUGACCCAGUUGGUGGAGAGAGGAGGAUGACUGUGGUUACAGAAGGAGGUGUGGAGAAGAGGGAGGAGAAGAAAAUAACUGGAG
This is a messenger RNA of Hypomesus transpacificus, 4232 nucleotides long. RefSeq names its product ras-associating and dilute domain-containing protein-like. The record is from RefSeq and is a predicted model, not a curated record. Bases 1147 to 4125 code for a protein of 992 amino acids. Gene Ontology annotation, molecular function: GTPase binding. Lineage: Eukaryota; Metazoa; Chordata; Actinopteri; Osmeriformes; Osmeridae. Gene Ontology annotation, biological process: signal transduction; substrate adhesion-dependent cell spreading; neural crest cell migration. The transcript has 13 exons. Gene Ontology annotation, cellular component: microtubule.